CACUAGUUACCACAGCCACAAAGUCAAAAGUGUCUAGCGAUAUCGUAAAAGUUCAUAAAAACAAAAAAUAGCUUUUUUGUCUUCAUUUAAGGUUAGGGUUAGGCAUAAGGUCAGCAGUGUGUUCAAGAUUAGGUUAAAAAUCCGAUUUGAAGAAGAUAAAUUGUAGAAAUAGGCGGGGUUUAGCCGAUGACAUUGUGGAUGUGGUAACUAACUAGUGACAACCGAGAAAAAGGCGAAAGCUAGCUGAAGAAUAAUAGUUCACUUGUUCGGUUUUACAAGUCAAUAAUGGCUGAAGACGAAGAUGAUUAUAUGUCUGAUGCCUUUCUCAGUCAAAUACCAGAUGUGAAGCCCGGUAUCCCCAUGGUGAAGCGUGUGAAGGAGGCCCUGAGGAAAGAGGUGCUUCACAAGGAGAAGAACGUUAAGAACCGGCAGAAAACUAUUAAAGAGCUGGAGCAGGAGAGUAGAGAGGCAGCACAGCACAGCACCAUCAGCAACCAGAACAAGGGCUUUGCUCUGCUGCAGAAGAUGGGCUACAAAGCUGGACAAGGCCUGGGGAAGCAGGGGGCGGGAAGAGUCGAACCUAUUCCACUAAGUAUCAAAACGGACAGAGGGGGCAUCGGGAUGGAGGGAGUGAAGAAGAGGAAAGCAGAGGAGGAACUGGAACAUUACCGUCAGAAAGCCCGGGCCAAACAACACAAUGAGAAACAGUCCCUGGAGGACUUCAGAGUGAGGAUGAGGACAGAGCGGGAGGAGCAAAAGAUUGAGGGGGACCUCAGGAGGAGUCAGAAAGCCUGUGAGCAGCUGGACAGCCAGAAGGGUGUCACGGUGCCCAGAGAAGACUGGUACUGGCCUAAACUGGUGGUUGAGGAGGAGGAGGAGGAGGGGGAAGAGGAGGAGGAGGAGGAGGAAGACAAAGUGGAGGAGGAAGACAAAGUGGAGGAGGAAGAGUUAACUUCACUGGACAAGCUACAAAUUCUGACAUCAUAUUUAAGAGGGGUCCAUUUUUACUGCAUAUGGUGUGGGACUGCUUACAAUGAUGAGGAGGAUCUGUGUUCCGAUUGUCCUGGAGACACAGCUGCAGACCACGACGACUGAACACUGCAGAAUAAUCUACAGAAGAGACUGGAGGCAUCAGCAACUUGGAUUGGGGAUUAUAAAUGGGAUCAGAGGACGUAUGUAUGAAGCGUCUCAGUAGGAGGACUGAUCUGGGAUCAGUUUUUCUCUUUAGAUCACAAUGAAUAAGGUUACAUGGACAGGGGGGGAACUGAUUCUAGAUCAACACUCCUAUUCUGAGCUGCUUGAUACAUAUAACAUCUGCCCCUGUAUGAUAUAUAGGCGAGUUUUGACCUAUAAAGUGUGAAUUUGUAUUAUUUAUAAUGCAGACAGGGCAUUUUAUGUAUUUUCUUCCUGAACAUGUUUUUUUAAAUUAAUAAAUUAAAACACCUUUUAUAUGA
Coregonus clupeaformis (lake whitefish) is the source of this 1454-nucleotide messenger RNA. It is a transcript of the gene gpatch11, whose product is annotated as G patch domain containing 11. The transcript is spliced from 8 exons. Gene Ontology annotation, cellular component: kinetochore. The record is from RefSeq and is a predicted model, not a curated record. Bases 286 to 1095 code for a protein of 269 amino acids. NCBI's taxonomy places the organism in Eukaryota, Metazoa, Chordata, Actinopteri, Salmoniformes, Salmonidae. Gene Ontology annotation, molecular function: nucleic acid binding.